AUGACUCGAACAUAUGAGGCUGCUAUUGCAUCUCUCAACUCACUGCAAACCAACUAUGCAAUUGUUGAGGCGUUCAAGAAGUCCAAAACGAGGCAAGAGAUGAAUGAGCUAUCCCUCCCGGAGACUGUGGACUGGCUGCGGCGCAUUGGAUACAAGCCUUCCGACCUAAAUCGGCUGAACGCAAUUCAUGUUGCCGGUACGAAAGGCAAGGGCUCGACCUCCGCAUUCAUUUCCACAAUCCUCUCCCAAUACACUCGGAAAGAUUCAGAUCAACCAGGAUCCAAACUUAAGAUCGGCCUUUACACCUCCCCGCAUCUCCGGUUUGCACGUGAACGCAUAAAGAUCAACAAUGCCCCACUGUCCGAAGAGCAGUUUGCGCGCUAUUUCUUCGAAGUAUGGGAUCGUCUUGAGCACUCUGCUAAGCUGGCCGGCCAGGAUCCCUCUGAACCUGGGACAAAGCCACAGUACUUUCGAUACUUGACCGUGAUGGCCUUCCAUACCUACCUGAGCGAGGGCGUGGACGCUGCGGUGAUCGAAUGUGGAAUCGGUGGUCAAUAUGACUGUACCAACGUGAUUCCACAGCCCAAGGUCACAGCGAUCAGUAGUCUUGGCAUUGACCAUGUUGAUUUGCUUGGACAUACAAUUGAGGAAAUCGCGUGGCACAAGGGUGGCAUUCUCAAGCGUGGCGUUAAUGGGUUCGCGGCACCCCAACCUGCGAGUGCGGAACAGGUUUUGGUCAAACGGGCCGAGGAGGCUGAAUCUCAGUUAGAAAUUGUGACUGGUCAUCCUGAGCUUCACCCCGAGAACAGCAAGAUUACCCUUGGGUUGGCUGGAGACUUCCAGUACACCAACGCCUCAGUGGCAGUGGCAGCCGCCGCGAAUUUCUUGCGCCAGAUCGAAAUCGAUGUUCCAGAAAAAAUUAUGAGAGCACCCCUACCGGCGAAGUUUAAGACCGGGCUCGAGGAGACUCGCCUAGGUGGCAGGUGUGAGACUCGCUUUGAGAAGAAUGUCUCCUGGUAUAUCGAUGGCGGGCACACUUUGGAGAGCAUUAGGCUUGCUGGCCAGUGGUUUGCUUCACGGAUCAAGGCCGACUCAUCGUCAGAAGAUGUAGCCGCCACGAAGACACGCAUUUUGAUUUUCAACCAACAGACUCGUAACAGCACAGCUCUUGCUCGUGCUCUCCAUGAGACCCUCGCCUCUGCCCUUGGCAACGACAACCCUUUCACUCACGCCCUAUUCUGCACGAACAUCACCUACAAAGAGGCGGGCUUCCGACCCGACUUGGUCAGUAUGAACACCAACGCUGACGACCUCGAACGUCUUCGAGUCCAAAAAUCUCUUGCGGUAGAGUGGAAUGCUAUUGACCCUCUCGCUCAAACACAUGUUUUUGGUACAAUUGAAGAGGCUGUUGAUUUUGCGCGUGAAGUUGCGGACCAGGAACGCAAGGUCCUGCACAAGGACGAAACUCCGGUUAUGACUUUUGUCACUGGCAGUAUCCAUUUGGUGGGAGGAUUCCUCGACGUGGUAGAGACAAAACCACCUAUCAAUGCGUGA
This is a messenger RNA of Penicillium digitatum Pd1, 1554 nucleotides long. RefSeq names its product tetrahydrofolate synthase. Lineage: Eukaryota; Fungi; Ascomycota; Eurotiomycetes; Eurotiales; Aspergillaceae. Gene Ontology annotation, cellular component: mitochondrion; cytoplasm; cytosol. Gene Ontology annotation, biological process: tetrahydrofolylpolyglutamate biosynthetic process. The record is from RefSeq and is a predicted model, not a curated record. Gene Ontology annotation, molecular function: ATP binding; tetrahydrofolylpolyglutamate synthase activity.